Messenger RNA from Thalassophryne amazonica, 1170 nucleotides. Its product is annotated as tetraspanin-33-like. Gene Ontology annotation, cellular component: membrane. The transcript is spliced from 4 exons. NCBI's taxonomy places the organism in Eukaryota, Metazoa, Chordata, Actinopteri, Batrachoidiformes, Batrachoididae. Bases 787 to 1170 code for a protein of 127 amino acids. The record is from RefSeq and is a predicted model, not a curated record.
GGACAAGUUAAUUUUUCUGGUAAAAAAUAUGAAGGUUGAAUAAAAUUGAACAGGGGUUCAAGCUGGAACCGUUGUGCUCCACUUUACUUGUGGAAAGGUUUUGUUAUAAGCUGUUUACUCGGAAUGUAUUUUUUAAAAUAAUAUUUCAUACAUUUGUUGUUUAUUUGAGAACAUUUGAUUUAACUUAGUACCAGGCUACACUUUGCAUUUAUUUUAUUUUCCUGUUUGUAUAAUGUUACAAUAAAUUGUUGGUUUAAACAACAACCCAAUGUUGGUUUUGUAUUUUGUUCCCAUACUGUACCGAAAUGAACCGAACUGUGACCUCAAAACCAAGGUACGUACCAAACUGUGAUUUUUGUGUAUUGUUACACCCCUACUUAGUACUAUUUGCUGUUUCAUCAAGGUUCCUGCUGGGCCUUUAUGGUUAGCAGCUGUAGCAGCUAUGAGACACACAAGGUCCUCACCGUAUUUCACCCCAGCAGACAAUCCCCUACCCCUCCCCUACUAGGUGUCACAACGUGGAUAAGGGGUUCGAUUUUGACACUUGUUCAAAACCAGUAAAACACAAAACACAAGAUCAAAAUCUACUGGACACAAUAUGGCCCCGGUAAACUCAGUGGUCCUUCCUUUGAUGUUUAAGUCUGUUUGGCCUUUGGUUGAUAUUGUGACAGAAUAAAUAAAUGUUAUGAACAUUUUAAGAGAAUAUUUAGAACCAGCAUAAACAUGUAGCUUUAUCUUAAUAACAAAAUAUGCUGCUUUUAACCAAACCUAUUUUCAUUUAAGCAAAUGUUUGUGUUCCUGCAGGUCAUAAGUGGUGUCCUCACAGCUGUUGGGGUCUAUGCUAAGAUUGCCAAAGAGAAAGAUGUGGUGGACACCAUCACAGUGGAUCCGGCUCUGCUGCUGAUCACAGUCGGCUCUCUAAUGUUCCUCAUUACGUUCCUGGGCUGUUUUGGGGCACUCCGUAACACCACCUGCCUGCUAAAAAUGUUCCUGGGGAUCCUGGCAGCUGUUCUUCUCCUGCAGGUGGCAGCCGGAGUUGUAUGUUACGUCUUCACUGACAUGGUGAUGGAGAGGACGGAGAGGCUGAUAAUGAGGACCAUCGUCCGCUACAGGGAGGACCCCGACCUGCAGAACGCCAUCGACUUCAUCCAGAAGAAGGUGAAACAAUAA